AUGGCUUCCCAGCCUCAGGGUGGAAAAAAGGUUUUAGACAUCCGGACCUGGGAGCAGACAUUUCAAGAGCUGAUGCAGCAGGAGAAACCCCGGGCCAGAUGGACCCUGAAGCUGGAUGAGAAACUGGAGCCGGACUGCCUCGCCGAAGGCUGGAAACAGUACCAGCAGAAAGGAUUUGGCAGGUUCCAGUGUUCCUCAUGCCGGCGAAAUUGGGCUUCUGCUCAAGUACAUAUCCUCUGUCACAUGCACCUGGAGCCCCAGAAGUCCCAGGGCCAGGUGAUUAUGCGGCUCUUUGCUCAGAGGUGCCAGAAGUGUUCCUGGUCUCGAUUUGAGAAUCCUGAGUUCUCCCCAGAGAGUGCCAUGCGAAUCCUGAAAAACGUGGUGCGGCGUAUUCUGGAGAAAUUCUACGGGAACGGCUUUAGGAAGUUUCCGGAGCUACCAAUCAUCCAGGAGGUGCCUUUGGAUGGGUCCCAUGACACAAAAAAUUGUGAAGCAUGCACUCUGGGCUGCUGUUCAUGGAGGUCACGAAACAACGAGACGGAGCCAUCAAUAUCCCCAUCCUCCUCUAUGGAUAUUAGGAGUUCCUCUUGUCACAUUGGUGACAUGUCUGGCCAAAACCAGGAGUGUGGGUCUAACUAUAACUUUAAGGAGUCAGGGCCCAGCCAUACCACUGCUGAGACCCAAGCUCCUGGAGCAGGCACUCAGCCCAAAGGGGAGACUAGUAGACAGCCCACCCCAAUGGCAGAUAGGCAGGCCACACAGGAAAAUUCACAAUCCACACAGGAGACAGCACCACAGACCCCCUGGAGGACAUACUCUGAGGUUUUAAGGAUGGCCCACCAACAGUCUACACAGCAGUCAUUCUCACAAGCCACAUGGACCAUGUCAAGGAUAAUCUCGAGGUCUACAAUAGAGUCAUACCCUCAGACUAGAGGAAAAACAGCCCCCUCUACACUAGGGUCACACCCACAGCUUACACGGAGGACAGCUAGGGGGCUCGUGAUCCUCAGUAGAACUCAAGCUACCGGGAGACGUUCACCCAGAUACUCCAUUCCAAACACCCAUCGCAUAUACCCUCAUUCAGUGCAACGAGAUGUAUUCUUUGACCUGGAUAUAUCUUUCUACUUCUGGAUCUGUAUUAUUUUGUUCUUUGUCUUUGUAGGCAAAUAUUCAGAAGCAGAAAAAGGGAAAUAA
Neomonachus schauinslandi (Hawaiian monk seal) is the source of this 1194-nucleotide messenger RNA. It is a transcript of the gene RTP4, whose product is annotated as receptor transporter protein 4. The record is from RefSeq and is a predicted model, not a curated record. Gene Ontology annotation, cellular component: cytoplasm. The coding region runs from base 1 to 1194 and encodes 397 amino acids. Lineage: Eukaryota; Metazoa; Chordata; Mammalia; Carnivora; Phocidae. The transcript is spliced from 2 exons. Gene Ontology annotation, biological process: protein targeting to membrane; detection of chemical stimulus involved in sensory perception of bitter taste; protein insertion into membrane. Gene Ontology annotation, molecular function: olfactory receptor binding.